This is a messenger RNA of Tachyglossus aculeatus (Australian echidna), 3761 nucleotides long. It is a transcript of the gene PLD1, whose product is annotated as phospholipase D1. The record is from RefSeq and is a predicted model, not a curated record. The transcript is spliced from 27 exons. Gene Ontology annotation, biological process: cell motility; regulation of microvillus assembly; phosphatidic acid biosynthetic process. Bases 165 to 3374 code for a protein of 1069 amino acids. Lineage: Eukaryota; Metazoa; Chordata; Mammalia; Monotremata; Tachyglossidae. Gene Ontology annotation, molecular function: phosphatidylinositol binding; D-type glycerophospholipase activity.
UGUUGCGGGAAUUGAGUGCUGUUACGGCGCAGUCAUUUAUUUUACUUUGGGGGAAACUCCUCUGGGCUGUCAGCUUCCUAAGAAAGGAGAAGUUUGAAAAGCUGAGGCAAUAUGAGGCGACUACUUUCCCAGGAGCACCAGAUCCAGGGCUCUAGCCCGUUAAGAUGGCGCUGAAAAAUGAACAAAGAUUAGACACCUCCACGCUGAAGAAAGUCGCCGCCGACAUGAGCCAUAUAAUAGAAAACCUGGAUCCCCAGGAGCUCCACGUUGAUGGCGAAGAGGUGGAUUAUGAUGUGCCGGGGGAACCCAUGCAAAUCCCGUACCGUGCCAUUUAUAAAACUAAAGGAUUCAAAGAGCCUGAGAUAGUGGUGUUCCUAAAGGGAUGUCCAAUUAAUGCCAGAGUUCUGGAGGUUGAACGCUUUACCUCAACAACAAGGGUACCCAGUGCAAAUCUUUACACGAUUGAGUUGACGCAUGGGGAAUUUACAUGGCAAGUCAAAAGGAAAUUUAAGCACUUUCAAGAAUUCCACAGAGAACUGCUCAAAUAUAAAACUUUUAUCCGAAUUCCUAUUCCCACCAAAAGGCACACAGUUAGAAGACAGAAUGUCAAAGGAGAAGAACCCAGAGAAAUGCCAAACUUGCCCCAGACGUCUGAAAACAUGAACCGAGAAGAGCAGUUCUCUAGUAGAAGGAAACAACUAGAAGACUACUUAACCAAGCUACUAAAAAUGCCCAUGUAUAGGAACUACCAUGCAACAACAGAAUUCCUUGAUGUAAGCCAGUUGUCUUUCAUCCAUGAUCUGGGUCCUAAGGGCAUAGAGGGUAUGAUCAUGAAAAGAUCUGGGGGACACAGAAUCCCGGGUUUGAGCUGCUGUGGACAAGGAAACUCCUGCUAUCGCUGGUCAAAACGAUGGUUAAUUGUGAAAGACUCUUUUUUGUUCUACAUGAAGCCCGACUGUGGUGCUAUUGCCUUUGUCCUGCUGGUAGAUAAAGAAUUCAGGGUUACUAUAGGGAGGAAAGAAACAGAGACCAAGUAUGGAAUCCGGAUCGAUAAUCUUUCAAGGACAUUGAUUUUGAAGUGCAAUAGUUACAGACAUGCUCGGUGGUGGGGAGGGGCAAUUGAAGAAUUCAUUCAGAAGCAUGGCUCCAACUUUCUCAGAGAUCACAGAUUUGGGUCUUACGCUGCUAUCCAGGAGAACACUCUAGCCAAGUGGUACGUAAAUGCAAAGGGUUAUUUUGAAGAUGUGGCAAAUGCAAUGGAAGAAGCAGAAGAAGAAAUUUUUAUUACAGAUUGGUGGUUGAGCCCAGAAAUCUUCCUGAAACGCCCUGUGGUAGAAGGAAACCGCUGGAGAUUGGACUGCAUUCUCAAAAGGAAAGCGAAAGAAGGUGUGAGAAUUUUUGUUAUGCUCUACAAAGAGGUCGAACUAGCUCUUGGCAUCAACAGUGAAUAUAGCAAGCGGACAUUAAUGCACUUGCACGACAAUAUUAAGGUAAUGAGGCACCCAGAUCAUGUGGCAUCUACAGUGUAUCUUUGGGCUCAUCAUGAGAAACUUGUUGUCAUAGACCAGUCUGUGGCUUUUAUCGGUGGAAUCGAUCUGGCCUACGGGAGAUGGGAUGACAACGAACACAGACUGACUGACGUUGGCAGUGUUAAGCGAGUCACCGCGGGACAGUUGAUAACACUACAAGGUGCAACAGUAGAAUCGUUAGAAGCCUUAAACCUCAAAGAUACCGUGGAAUCAAAGAAAACACUCCUAGUCCAGAAAACCACUGAUGAUAUGGAUUCCAAAAUGAAAGGAAUAGGAAAACCAAGGAGGUUUUCCAAAUUCAGCCUUUACAAGCAACUCCACAGACACAACCUGCCAAAUGCUGAUAGUGUCAGUAGCCUAGACAGCUCAUCAAGUUAUUUUAAUCACUGUAGAAGUCGUCAGAAUUUAAUCCAAGGUUUAAAACCCCACCUGAAAUUCUUUCAUCAUUCCAGUGAGUCUCAACAAGGACUCGCGGAAUUUGACGAGGAUAAAGGAUCCCUCCGCAGUUUACAGACAGGUGUUGGGGAAUUACAUGGUGAGACCAGAUUCUGGCAUGGAAAAGACUAUUGCAAUUUUGUCUUCAAAGACUGGGUUCAGCUCGAUAAACCCUUUGCUGAUUUCAUCGACAGAUAUUCCACUCCACGGAUGCCAUGGCAUGACAUCGCCGCCGUCGUUCAUGGGAAGGCAGCUCGAGAUGUUGCCCGCCAUUUUAUCCAGCGCUGGAACUUCACAAAGAUUAUGAAAUCAAAAUAUCGAUCACUCUCCUAUCCAUAUCUGCUGCCAAAAUCCCAAACCACAGCCUCUGAGAUCAAACAUAAAGUACCCGGGUCUGUUAAUGCCAAAGUACAGUUGCUCCGCUCUGCUGCAGAUUGGUCUGCUGGGAUAAAGUAUCACGAAGAAUCUAUCCACUCGGCAUAUGUCAGUGUGAUAGAGAACAGCAAGCACUUUAUAUAUAUUGAGAACCAGUUCUUUAUUAGCUGUGCUGAUGAAAAAGUUGUUUUUAACAAGAUUGGAGAUGCCAUUGCAUGUAGGAUCCUGAAAGCACACAGAGAAAACCAGCGCUAUCGUGUCUACGUUGUGAUUCCACUGUUGCCUGGAUUUGAAGGAGACAUUUCAACUGGAGGAGGAAAUGCAUUGCAGGCAAUAAUGCACUUCAACUUCAGAACCAUGUGUAGAGGAGACAGUUCUAUCAUUGGACAAUUAAAAGCAGUGAUUGGUGAUCAUUGGAUAAAUUAUAUAUCAUUUUGUGGACUUCGAACAUACGCUGAACUGGAAGGAAACCUAGUGACUGAACUCGUAUAUGUUCACAGCAAGUUGCUUAUAGCAGAUGACAACACUGUCAUUAUUGGUUCUGCUAAUAUAAAUGACCGAAGCAUGCUAGGAAAGCGUGACAGUGAGAUGGCCAUCAUCGUGGAGGACACUGAGACUCUCCCUUCCAUGAUGGACGGAGAGGAGUACCAAGCUGGCAGCUUUGCACUGACGCUUCGACUCCAGUGCUUUAGGCUUGUCCUUGGCUGUCUUUCUGACCCAACAGUUGAUGUUCAGGAUCCCGUAAGUGACAAAUUCUUCAAGGAGGUGUGGGUUUCAACAGCUGCCCGCAACGCCACGAUAUUCGAUAAGGUGUUCCGCUGCCUUCCCAGUGACCAGGUCCGUAAUCUAAUUCAGCUGCGAGAGUUUAUAAGCAAGCCCAUUUUAGCAAAGGAAGAUCCCGGCAAAGCUGAGGAAGAAUUAAAAAAGAUCCGUGGAUUUCUCGUACAAUUCCCCUUUACUUUUCUUCUGGAUGAAUGCUUGCUUCCUUCUGUGGGAACGAAAGAGUCCAUGGUGCCCAUGGAGGUUUGGACUUAAAGAUUUGGAUUUCGCUCCUCGGGGACUUUAGUGAGGUCCCUUUUUAAGAAAGUAUAUUGUGUUUAGGUUGUGGUCCUGAGAGAGACAAGUUGGAAGUGGAUCGUCAUUAAGGCUGUCUGUUCUUUUGAAAGAAAGAGAUUUUUAUACCCAUUCAUAUUCUCUUUUUCAUGAACAAAUAGAUCUUUUCUUUUGAAAGCGGAGAAUAGGAAUGUGCAGCAGCAGUAGAUGAGCAGGCAGGGUGGUUUGCCAAGGUCAUCUGCAUCUUCGGAAACUCCUUAAUCUGUUCACCGACUAACUCUAUCUCAUUUGGGCCAGUGUUAAUAAUGAUGGUAUUUGUUAAGCACUUACUAUGUGCCAAGCACUGUUCUAAACUGUGGGGGAGAUACA